Messenger RNA from Toxotes jaculatrix (banded archerfish), 3167 nucleotides. Its product is annotated as GTPase IMAP family member 8-like. Bases 55 to 1617 code for a protein of 520 amino acids. The transcript has 3 exons. NCBI's taxonomy places the organism in Eukaryota, Metazoa, Chordata, Actinopteri, Toxotidae. Gene Ontology annotation, molecular function: GTP binding. The record is from RefSeq and is a predicted model, not a curated record.
GUCUUGAGCUGACAAGGAUCUUAGAGCAGACUUGUUGGAGCCCCUGCCAAGAACAUGUCCCACAACGGUAUAUCUAACACAAAGCAGACGGUGGUGGUCAUAGCCACAGUGGGAGAAUGGUCUUCUUUGAAAUCUCUGCUGCAAGAUAACCCUGGGGAGAAACGCCACCAGGUAACCUUUAGUUCUCUGGGAUCAAACCAAGUCUGUGACCUGGCAGUGCAUGGUCGCUUGAUUAGCUUCCACUAUGCGGAUUUAAAACUAGACAUGACAGAGGAGGGAAUCAGCCAUGCAAUAGAUGGUUGCUUUAAGUCUUGCAAAGAUGGAAUCAGUACAUUUCUGCUGCUGAUCCAAGGUGGACACUAUACAAAGAAGGAAAGAAGAAUGAUAGAGAUCCUGCAGGCACACUUUGGUCCUGAAGCUCUAAAAUACCUUGUAAUUCUCUCUCUGGAUGACGGAAAGGUGAUUGACACACUGGAUGAUGCCCUCCUGGAGUUAAUAAACAUUUGCGAUGGGAGAUAUUGCCGCAUCACAUCAUCUGCUGCAAAUGACAAGAUGCAAGCACUCCUUGAGAUGAUUGACUACAUGCUUACUGAAAACAGUGUGACUGGUUACACUGAUGCCAUGCUGGUUGAAGCAAGGAGAAGGAGCACAGAGGACUCAGCCAUGAAGAUGCUGAAACAGAAGGUGCAAGAGGCAGAGGAGAAUGAGCAGGUUUUCAAGCAGCUGGUUCAGCAACAAGAGGAGAGAAGAGCCAAAGAAAUGGAGGAGCUCAAAGCUAAGCAUGCUGAGGAAAGAAAGAAGGAGGCAGCUCAACGAAAGCAAUUCGAGACAAAAAGAGAAAGCCUCGAGGAAGCUGUGCUAAGCCACAGAGCCAUGUUGCAGCUCCAGAUGAGUGCCACUGAUGAUGAUGAAACAAAGAAGAUGUCUAUCAUCCUGCUGGGUCUUUCUGGCAGUGGGAAGUCUUCUGCUCUAAAUCUAAUUCUGGAGAGAGCAGGUAAUCAGUACUCUCUUAAUGAGUCCAGCCACGAACCUCUGCAGCCAACUUUAGCUUGUGAGAGAAAGGAGGUGUUUGCAGCAGGGAGGCGGCUCAUUCUGGUGGACACCCCUGAGCUGUGGGAUGAAGACGGGGCAGAAAAUCUGGAAAUUGUCAAGAAUUGCUUGGCCUUGUCCCUUCCGGGACCCCAUGUCUUCUUGCUAGUGCUCCAGGUAGGACGCUUCACCCAGGGCGAGAGUGAGAUGCUGGGGCACCUGCAGAAGAUCUUUGGACGAGAGUUUGCAGAGCAUGCCAUAAUUCUGUUUGUUCACUUUGAUGAUAACCAGCGCAGGCCUCAGAAGAUCGACAACUACGUGGCAGGAGCUCAUUCAGCCCUGCAGGAUUUGGUACAAAGGUGUGGAAGUCGUUAUUAUGAGCUGAAUGUUACCAAGUCCCAGAAUGCUUUGAGCUAUCCUCAGGUGAAAGACCUGCUUUCAGGAAUUAACAAACUAGUUUCCUCACAUGGUGGAAAUGCCUACACUAUGAAGAGAUUUUCUGUGCAGGAGCUGCAGGAAAGAAUGAAAGUGAUUGAGGAGAGAAAGGAGGGGUUGAUGGAAGUAAACUACUUAUUAAGAGAAGCUUGAUUUCUGUACUACUACAUGUCUUUUGAAAGUUUUGCCACUGGGGCAAUUUAAAUAAAUGAAUUUCUCAAAAUCUGAAACAUCUGCAAUUUGACGAAAUUACCUUUCUAUAUUUUUAAAAUAAUACAAAGAAUGUAUUUAUAUGCUAUAGACAAACAGAUUCUACUUUUUAUAAAAUUGAGAUAUGUUCUCAUCCGACACAUGAAGUUGUGUUGUGGGGAUUUUCCAAACUAAACAGAAGAGCAGCGCACAUCAGGAAAGAAUCAUGUCUAUGUUUAUCUGCAUGGAGCAGAGAGGGGAGGAAAAGAAAAAGUUCAGCUGCAGAUUUGAUUUACUUUUGGACUUCCCCAUUGGUAUGAGGACUUAUCUGACAAGUUUAUGACAUUUGCUUGUUAAUGUGUUGAUUGCCUAACAGUUGCAUCCUUAAACACGAUUCUCCAGAUGCACUCAGCUGCCAACAAACUCAUAUAACUGCACAAAAACAAUUAGACUGGUGCUACAAGCAGUUUAGAUUUCACUGUUGCCCUUAUUGGGUAAUUCUUUUAUUUCUGUGCGAUCUAUGACUUAGUGUGCUGUAAUGGCCUUUAAUUUAAGAUUUAAAUGAUGGCUUUUGUUAUUUGCAGUUAGUCUGCUCCCUUAUGUUGGGGAAAUGCUUUCUCUCUUCACCCCAACUUAAUUAAUAAUAAGGAAUCACUGAACCUCAAAUUCUCCAAUUUAAAAUACACUUUAUUCUUACAAAGUAUAUAUGGGUAAUUCAGAUUCAGAUAUCUGGAGACCUGUGACACGCACCCUGUACCUUCUGUCACAGAUCUAAAGAAACAGUUCAGAACAACUCCUUAUAUAUCGUAAGUAACCACCCCCAUUGCACACCAAGAAUUUAACCCCUGAGUUUAAUUACUUUACAACUGUUUACCAGACCCUGUUACAGUUUAUGACACCAUUUGCAGGUCAACCUUGCAUGACCUAACACAACUGGUCAGACAAUCAACAACUUAGCCUUCCUAUGACCCCACACUUACUGUUCAUCUUUCCACUCAUAACAGCCUUUUACACAGUUUUGCAGUUCUCCACACAUCUCCCUUUGUUAUUGUUCGGCAUCUGAUGCUCAUUGUACAAGAUAAUUAACAACUCGAGACAGAUAUGGCAUCUGAAUGUGAUAAACUGUAUUUUAUUGAUUCCUUUGUAGAGUGAUUUGGUACAAUAACAUGAAACAUAGAAUGAAAUAUAUUAUUCAGGUGAAUCUUUUUGUAUAGGUGGUUAUAGUAUGUUUGCUAUAAUGGACAUCAGUGUCUAGAACCAUGCAAUUAGUUGCAAAUGACAGAGAAACAUUUCUGUUAAACAUAUAAACACACCAGCUCCAAAUGCAGGUUGAAUAGUUAGUGACCCAGUAGAAGCAGGACUGGUGGAAACAUGGCUACCACUGAAAAUUGUUUUUUUUUUUUUAAGUGUGAUCUUUUUCUUUUAAUGUCAACAUUUGUUCUUUGUUUUAUUGUCAGCUUGCAAUCAUAUGGUAAAGCAUUGUACCAAAGGUGCGAUACAAUAUACAAAAAUCA